Messenger RNA from Rhipicephalus sanguineus (brown dog tick), 527 nucleotides. RefSeq lists its product as uncharacterized. NCBI's taxonomy places the organism in Eukaryota, Metazoa, Arthropoda, Arachnida, Ixodida, Ixodidae. The record is from RefSeq and is a predicted model, not a curated record. The coding region runs from base 95 to 412 and encodes 105 amino acids. The transcript is spliced from 5 exons.
UUCGAACGAGUGCUCAGAGUGAACAAUCGCGCAGUGUACUUGCUUCUCUGGUCCCGUGUUGCGGUCUCGCUGAAAGGGCUUGAAUUGAACCAAAAUGAAGGUGCUACUCGUCUGCGGUCUUAUUCUCGCCGGAGCCUGCUUCGCUGAGGCUGCCAGUGGCAGGGAGUUGUGUGGGCUGAGCAACGAUAAGAUCAAGCAAGUUCUCAGCUGCAUGGCACAACAUGCUCCUCCUCAGGUGAAAACGAAGGCGUCGGAGAUCCUGGUUGAGAAGGGAGACAGCAUUGCGGAGAUUAUAAAGGCUAAAUGCCAGACUAAUGUGGAUUUUGGUGCACUGGUUUCUACAGUGUUCUCGGAACAAGUAGCGAACGGUAUUAAGGCGGCUUACGCUAAAUGCAAGCAGAGCUCACGAUAGCCGUGGAAGUGUGAGGCGUACUGUACAGAAGGAAGCGACAUUCUCCGACGGAAGCAAGACUGACUUCGUACACCAGUAGGGUGCAUGAAAAAAAAAAUAAUAAAAUUGAAAGUGG